Messenger RNA from Colletotrichum tamarilloi, 1107 nucleotides. RefSeq lists its product as uncharacterized. NCBI's taxonomy places the organism in Eukaryota, Fungi, Ascomycota, Sordariomycetes, Glomerellales, Glomerellaceae. The record is from RefSeq and is a predicted model, not a curated record. The coding region runs from base 1 to 1107 and encodes 368 amino acids. The transcript is spliced from 4 exons.
AUGGAUCGAGCAGCAUCACGGCCGUUCCCACGUCGACCUGUCCAGUGGAAUCGUCCAAUGACAAGACGGAACCCCGAGAUCUCCCGCAUUGAUUUACACACCAAAGACCAAAGACGCUUUGAAGAUGAAGGAACAAACCCUAGUCUCCUCUCCACCUUCCUCAAUAUCCCUGACUAUUCACCUCGGCUUGAGUACGAGUUGCCAGUCUUCCAAAAUGUUCUCGACGAAACGAUCUUGAGAAGAAUCUGCGAAGGCAAUUUCGAAAUGCCAAGUAACUUGGCAGCAUGGCUUCAUGAUCGAGAUCUCUCAAACAAACCAAGGAGUUAUAAUGGAUCGCUCUCACUUUUGGAUUUCGAUCGCCACCUCGAUUCACAGCCAAUCGGUAAAAAGGAUAUUUCAAAUGCUGAUACCCGCAAGAUCUGUAUCAACAACCCCUGUCAAUGGACACUUGGAGUUCUAGCUGUCAGAGCCCCUGAUCACCAAGCCCCAGUCAUCAGAGACUUCAUGUUCAAGCAUCUCACAGCCAAAACAUCCAUCGGCCUUGACACUGUGAUUGACGGUGGCUUCACUCUGGAGUUCCACUUGGCUUACCCCGUCUGGAAAAGGGAACCCUCUCCACGAAGAGAUCAGCGCGUUACUGGGGACGGUCUACCUUUACGCAAGUCCACAGAUUUAUCCUUUCUACCAGGCGCUGCAAGGUCGGGCCGGAUCGCACAUGGCUCGGACUACUUACACGAGGCUCAAACUUCUAUCUGUGUUACUGGACGUGAUACAUCUCACUGGACAGCAAUCGGCCUCAUGGAUUCUUACUUUGAAGACGAUAGCGACCCAAACAACGAAUACUUGCUACCGUUUUAUGUCGCCGACCCAUAUCCUGACCUAGAUAUGACUAGUUGCGAACUUGACGCACUUAGCAUUGCAAAUUUAACAGCUGACAAUGUGUCGGUCACGGAUCCGCGUGAAUACUUUCUUUUGGUAGUAAAGUUUCACGUCGCAAGGAUCACUCAGCAUUGGAUGAAUGUCCUUUUUAAGCUGAAAGACAUGAUUGACGAAUAUGUAAGUGGCAAAAUCCCACCAUUCCUCGAUAUCUACAGUAUAUGUGUAUGA